UAUUCAUAGCAAUAAGGUUUCUUGGAAUGGCCUAUAAUGCACGCAAAUACUAGUUUACGCACUUUUCGGGUAGUACGCCUGGAAUUUCAAAAUGGCGUUCAAACGGUGGUUGGUCGUUGAAGGCUCAGGGGGUCAGUAUCGUCGCUGACGCCAACGCGACAACAUGUACCGCUGAUUGAUUCCGACAUCAGCAACAUUGCUCCAGUAUUGUUGCAAGAUGAAGUUCAAAAGGAUAAGUGGUAAAGGGCAGAAAUGGAAGAAGGGUCACAGCUGUGUGUCUAAUUCCCAGAACACCAAGUACAGGGAAGCAGCCAGAGGAUGUUUCUUUCAAAAAGUAGAAGGGAAAAGUGGCCUGACAACGACUGCCCUGGCUGAACAUAAUGCAGCACUUGGCAGCAUUGAGCAGCAGAUGUCAGAGCUCUGUGUGGAUUUUGAAGAUCUACGUAGUGCUGGGAAGACCUUCAACACCUUUGCAACCAAUUUUACGACUUGUACUAUUCCUGCCUUUGAUAAAUUCUUCAAGAAUUUCAGUACCACGUCUGAACUGCAAACCCGCAUGUUGGCUAUUCAUGCUGCAGCACAAGAGUAUAUGACAGAAGCUGGCAUGCCUGAGACACCGACUUCGUAUUUUUGCAGCCUGAUGAUUAGCUUGGAGGGAAUCAGUGAGAGUGAAGACGAUGUGGCAGCUACGUUGUCGCUGAUGGUGAAGGUGAUUCGACGUGUCAGUAUAGAAGUCCUUCGUGCCAAGUUCAGUGACAUUGUCAAGGUCCUGGAUAAUACCAUCACAAAGUAUCAGUUAUCCACAUCUGGUGCCUUGGUUAUUAAUUUAAUUGGGUCUAUGUCAGUACUGUUACGAGCCCAAGAGAAGGUGCAGUGGACAAAUCCAUACAUGAUGGACUUCAUGCAAAAAAUCCUUGCCUACACAGUCCAUGAGAAACCGAAGAUCAGGAAAACGGCACAGUAUAACCUGAGUGCUAUUCUAAAGGGUUCUUCCUUCAUGGUGGGUGAUGAUGUGCCCAAGUAUAGUCAUCCAGGGGCAGGAGCAGUGGCCGAGUUCUGUAUUUCUCAACUCCGAGCUGCGGUUGAGAUGGGAAAUACCAAAACUACUCUACAUAUUCUUGUCCUUCUUAGACAAGUCAUAAUGGCUUUUCCCAGGAAACAGUUAAAGUGUGUGUGUGAGUGUGUUCUCUCAAUCAUGCAACUGGGCAAAUCCCUCACCAACACCUGUGCCAUGCAAGCUCUCUACAGCCUCUUCAUUUCCAAACCUUCACCAGUUGCAUUUCCAGCCGACAUUAACGCUGCUCUCAUCAGUGCUUUGACAACAGAGGCAGCUGGUGCCUCCAGUCGUUCAUUGGCAGUAAUCCCAGGGAUGAACGAUCCACAACCAGCCAGUGCUUGGAUAACAGUCCUUACAGUAGCUCAUAUUAAUCUCUUCCAAUUAAAUGAGGACCAGGGAAUGAAAUUCAUUGCCUCAUGGUUUGAGCAACUUGUCCCUUACUGGAAGAGCAACCACAGUGAAGUGCAAUCAAAGGUGUUUGAAUCAUUUGAAGUAUUGUUGCAAGAAUGUGUAGCCAACUGCAGCAAGGAAUUUCUCGCCAGCAACCAGGGACACGUGGCAACUAUCAUGCGGGCUGUCGAAGGGGGACUCUCGUUCCAAUUCCAAUCCGCAUGGGAUCAAGUGUUCAAGUGCCUGAAUGUGUGUUUCACAGUAAUUGGCCCAAACUUUGCAUCCAUGGUGGAGCCUUGUCUUAAAAACCUAACAGAGUUAAUGGAAAACUCGCAUUUGCCUCACCGCAUGUAUAUAGAGCAAGCCAUAGGUGCAGCAGUGAGUGUUUUGGGACCCAAGUCACUAAUGGCUCUAGUGCCGCUUGAGGUGACAGGCAAUAUUGCUGAAGAUGAGAAACAUUUUUGGGUUCUCCCUGUUCUUAAUAAAUAUGUAAAGAAUACGCAGCUGUGUUACUUUGAAGAUUACUUUGUUCAUAUAGCGGGCAAAUGCUUUAUGCUUCUGAACUCGCUCAAAGAAAAAGGCCAAGAAAAUUCUCUUCUGUCUAAGGCUUACCAGGUAGUGGAAAGGCAGAUCUGGGCUAUGCUGCCAAGUUUUGCUGAUAAAGCAACUGAUGUAGAACAGGCUCUCAGCAAUGAAAAGUUUGCACGUAUUUUAUGUGACCACAUCAAAUUCCGCGAUGACACGAGGUCAAACAUUAUGUUAGCUCUGCGCAACAUGAUCAACGAUAACAUAGAAAAUCCUGGACGAUUACUCACUUACUCUAAAAAUUAUAUCCCUGCUUUAUUCAAUGUUUAUCUUACUCCACCUAAGGACAAAGGCAAAAAAGCUACAGAGAAUGUUACUAUAGGUUCUGGUCAAAGACAAGCUGCACAUUACACACUCAGAACUUAUCUACAGAUCAUCCCUAUGGCAAAAUGUAAAGAAUAUCUAGGACUUAUCAUGACUAAGUAUAAUGAUGAAACUGACAGCUUCAAAAAACAGGCAUUUUUGGACCUGGCCAGGGCCUUUCUUCCUUACCUGGACAGUAGUUUGUUGUAUCGCCUCUAUGAGAAAGUAAAACCACUGAUCGGCUCGGCAAAAGAUCACAAGGAGCAAAAAGCUGCAUAUAGACUGCUGGAGGAAAUUCUAGGUGUGGGAUCAGAGGGUGGUCAGGAUUUCAUAAUGAAUAAUCUGGAUGAACUUUGUAAGUUAUUGUUGGAAUCGCUCUCCACUGCAGCUCCUAGCUCACGUGCUCCACGUUUGAGAUGUGUUAGACAAGUUGUGCUGCAGUUGAGAAGUGACAUGGAAACAUCAAGUAGAGAUGCCCUCCUGAACCAAGUAGUGGGGGAGUGUGUCAUGUGCUGUGGAAGGAGCAUGUCUGAAGCCACACGUAAAGCAGCCUUUCUCCUUCUGUCAGAAGUUGGUUCCACAAUCCAGAAGCAUCUUCAGUGUUCAGGGGAGGACACUGUACGUCACUGCCUGAAGUUGCUCUUGGCGGGGCUGGCUGGUUCACCGGUUCUUGCAGCCAACUCUAUCUUGGCCAUCACUUCACUCACAUACCAGUAUAAAGAUAUCAUAUCUGAUGAUAUGAUUGAAUUGCUUAUGCAAAACAUGUGCGUCCAGCUGCUUUGCAACUCCCGGGAAAUUGUUGGCUCCUGUUUAUCUUUCAUCAAAUCGGCUUUCAUCAUCUUCCCUGUUCCUGUCAUGUCCAGCCAUAUAGAUACAAUUGUUAAGGCUCUUUGUAAUAUCAUACCAGAUUGUCAAAGAAAAUUCAGGCUGAAAACGCGUGACAUCUUGGUCAGAUUGAUGCGCAAGUUUGGUGCAGAUCGCAUAACGGCUCUGGUGCCAUCAGGUGAUACUAUACUGCAUAAACGCAUCCGAAACCUUCGAAAAUUAGAAGCAAGAAAGCAGCGAGAACGGGAAGCAAGAAAAGACAGCGAAGGCAUGAGUGACGAUGACGACUUCAAAUCUCGGGCUCUCCCUGCUAGUUUGGAUGAAGUGCUGGAUGAGAUAGACACUGAUGAUGACGAUGAUGAGGAGGAGCAGGAGGGAAAAGGCAAGAAGAAAGCCAGACCUAAAGGUAAAGGCAGAGAGGAAGCCAAUAAGAAGAGUACCUGGAUAAAAGAGGACAGUGAUGAUAUAGUGGAUUUCCUAGACUCAUCAGCUGGCCAGUCUAUUGUCUCCAAGCGUCCUGUUAUGAAGGCAAACUAUGAUAGCAGGUCCACAAAGGGUGAUGCAGGUGGUGGUGGCUUCAAAGUGGACAAGAUCACGGGAAAGCUGAUCAUUACAGACGAUGGGAGUGUAGAGAAGACAGACGGCACCACAAAGAUGAGCUUCAUGGAGGACAUCGAUGAGUUCCUUGGCAUGAAAGAGGGAGCUCAGGACGGGAAGAUCAAGAAUCGUAAGAGGAAACUGAGUGGCGGAUCCGAUGAACAAACAGAACCUCCUAACAAGGUUGCCAGUUCAGGUCCCAACACAGACAGCAAGAAGAGGGCAACCAAGAAGCGCCACGACUAUGGAUCAGAAUUUCGGUCUAAGAAGGCUGGCGGUGACAUGAUGAAGAAAGGCAAAAUGUCUCCAUAUGCCUAUGUGCAGUUUUCAAAGGACAGACUAAAUAAAAGGAAGAAAGCCAAGUACGAUGGACAGUUUACCAGCCUAGUGAGAGGAGCAAGAAAGGGUGUUGUCAAGGGUAGCAAGAAGAGAGGUCGCAACAAGAAGUAAUGACAACUUGAAGUGAAUUUUUUUUUUCUGAGAGGACUCCUUCAUUAGCUUUCACAAGCAUUAGCACAUUCAUGAUACCAUCAUUGUAUCAUGAUUCACAAACAUCAUUGUAUAGAUAUAUUGUUUAAUUAAAUAUAUAAUAUUUUA
Messenger RNA from Procambarus clarkii (red swamp crayfish), 4354 nucleotides. RefSeq names its product RRP12-like protein. The record is from RefSeq and is a predicted model, not a curated record. NCBI's taxonomy places the organism in Eukaryota, Metazoa, Arthropoda, Malacostraca, Decapoda, Cambaridae.